AUGUCGUCUCCCGAGUCCGCUCCCUGGGUCCUCGUUACAGGCAUCAAUGGCCAUCUCGCGAGCGCAACUGCCUUCCGUCUCCUUGAGAGCGGGUAUCGGGUGCGCGGGACCGUGCGCGCCCUCACGCGCGCUCAGCACAUCCAAAGGGUGUUUUCCAACUACGGCAGCAGACUUCAAGUCGUGGAGGUCCCCGAUGUCGCAGCACCCAAUGCGUACGCUUCCGCCAUGAAGGGUGUCCUUGCAGUCAUCAACGUCGCAUCCCCAGUCAACAUGGAUGCCAAAUCGCCCGAGGAGCAUUAUGUGCCUGCGGUCGACGGCGCACUGAAUGUCCUCCGUAGCGCUCAAGCCGAGCCCAGCGUGCAGCAUGUGUGCAUGAUGGGCUCGAUCGUGUCGGUGAUCAUGACGGCAAAGGACGCCACGAAAGAGGUGAUCACGACAGACGACUGGAAUGUCAUCUCAGACGAGCUGGCCUACAAACUGGACCCGUCGGACCCGUCGCGAGGAUUUCACAUUUACACGGGCAGCAAGAUUCGCGCGGAGAAGGCCGCAUGGGAGUUCAUGAAGACCGAGAAGCCCCGCUUCACGCUGAGCACCGUGCUCCCUGCACCUGCGUAUGGCCCCGUUCACAACGCGGUGUACGGACCGCCGCGUCCUGACGUCUCGCUCGGUCGCUUGUACGACUACCUGGCCGCCGACGCUCACGCCAACCUCACAGUUCCGUUUGUCCACGUGUACGAUGUAGCGGAUCUCUGCGUGCGGUCGAUUACGGACGUGGAUGCACACGGACAGCGCCUCAUCGCGUUUGGUGGGAGGGUGUCGCUCGCGCAGAUCGCAGACAUCCUGCGGAAGGCAUACCCCGAGCGUCCUGUGCCGCCCAACAGGGCAGACGCGCCAUGCCUGGCGUUCCCGGACAACGAGGUGAUCAGGUGGGAUACGUCUGUGCCGACGAAGGUGCUGGGCGGGAAGUGGCGCUCGCUAGAGGAUGCUGACUAG
Molecule: messenger RNA, 993 nt
Organism: Postia placenta MAD-698-R-SB12
Lineage: Eukaryota; Fungi; Basidiomycota; Agaricomycetes; Polyporales; Adustoporiaceae
Exons: 6
Coding region: 1-993 (330 amino acids)
Molecular function (GO): oxidoreductase activity, acting on the CH-OH group of donors, NAD or NADP as acceptor
Source: RefSeq, a predicted model, not a curated record